Camelina sativa (false flax) is the source of this 1879-nucleotide messenger RNA. Its product is annotated as beta-glucosidase 32-like. Lineage: Eukaryota; Viridiplantae; Streptophyta; Magnoliopsida; Brassicales; Brassicaceae. The record is from RefSeq and is a predicted model, not a curated record. Gene Ontology annotation, biological process: glucosinolate catabolic process; carbohydrate metabolic process; response to salt stress. Gene Ontology annotation, molecular function: beta-glucosidase activity.
UCUCUAAAGACUUUACAUAUCUCAAAAUUCUCAAAUCUUUUACUAAAGCUUUUUCUUCCAUAAACUAAUUAACGUCCAAGGAAAUGGAAAUUAAGCUAGUUGCACUAGUACUAAUUACACUAAGUGUAGCAUCAUGGGAUGCUGCACAGGGAAGAUCUCUUAGAUCUCCUACGGCACCUCUAAAUCGUUAUAGCUUUCCUCCUGAUUUUGAUUUUGGCGUUGCUUCUUCCGCUUAUCAGUAUGAAGGUGCAGUAGAAGAAGGAGGAAGGGCCCCGAGCAUAUGGGAUCGUUUUACACAUGAAUUCCCAGAAAGGACAAGCAUGGACAACGGAGAUGUUGCUGUAGACUUUUACCAUCGUUACAAGGACGACAUCAAAUUAAUGAAGGAAAUGAAUUUGGAUACUUUCAGAUUUUCACUAUCCUGGUCAAGAAUAUUACCAAGUGGAAAACUAAGUGAUGGAGUAAAUAAAGAAGGGGUUCAAUUCUACAAGAAUCUUAUUGAUGAACUUAUCAAGAAUGGUAUUAAACCAUUUAUAACAAUCUAUCACUGGGAUAUACCUCAAGCUCUUGAUGAUGAGUACGGUAGCUUUUUGAGUCCUCGAAUCAUAGAUGAUUUUAGAAACUAUGCCAGAUUCUGUUUCCAAGAAUUUGGAGACAAGGUCAAUCUAUGGACAACGUUCAAUGAGCCAUAUGUUUAUAGCGUUGCGGGUUAUGAUAGGGGAAAUAAAGCAAUCGGUCGAUGUUCAAAAUGGGUAAACAGUUUGUGUGUAGCUGGUGAUUCGGGCACUGAGCCUUAUUUAGUAUCUCACCACCUUCUUCUUGCUCACGCUGCUGCUGCUGAAGAGUUCAGGAAAUGUGACAAGAUUUCAAAAGAUGCCAAGAUAGGCAUAGUGUUGUCUCCUUAUUGGUUCGAGCCAUAUGACAUUAAUUCUAAUGCUGAUAAAGAAGCAGUUGAACGAGCUCUUGUUUUUAAUGUUGGUUGGCAUCUUAACCCUUUAGUCUUUGGAGAUUAUCCCGAAACGAUGAAGACAAACGCUGGAAAGAGAUUACCUUCUUUCACCAAAGAAGAAUCUAUGAUAGUAAAAAAUUCAUUUGAUUUUAUCGGAAUAAACUACUACACAACACGUUUCAUCGCUCAUGAUCUUCACGCGGAUCUUUCACGGCCUCGAUUCACAACCGACCAACACCUGCAAUAUAGAUUGACAAAUCGUAGCGGCGAUUACAUCUCAUCAGAAUCGGAUGGUUCGAAACUUCUUUGGUCAUAUCCAGAAGGCUUACGAAAGAUUCUUAAUUAUAUCAAAGAUAAAUACAAUAAUCCAACUAUUUACAUCACUGAAAACGGUUAUGAUGACUAUGAAGAUGGGAUACUCACACGUGAAGAGAUACUAGAAGAUACACCGAGAAUAAUGUACCUCCAAAAACAUCUUCAACAUCUCCAGAAAGCAAUCACUGAGGAUGGGUGUGACGUAAGAGGCUACUUCACAUGGUCGAUGUUGGAUAAUUUCGAAUGGGAACAUGGAUAUGGAGUGAGAUACGGAUUGUACUACAUCGACUAUUCAGAUGGUUUAAAAAGAAUUGCUAAAAGCUCGGCCAAAUGGUUCAAGCAUUUUCUUCAGAGAUCCGAAAAGCCAAGGCUAAUGGUUCUGUUUGAGAGAGUCAAGAAUUGGUGGUCUGCAUUACAGAUGAUCUAAGCUCGCUUGGUGUGCUAGGAGACUAAUUCUUCUUUUUGAUCAACUUUUUGGGAUAAGAAUGUAUGUGAAUAUUGAUAUGUACCAUAUGUAUUACUUGUAGAAAAGAACAAGUUAUUUCUUUAGUUUUUUUUUUAUAUAUGUAUAUAUAGAAAAUAGCAUGUUAAUAUAGAGAUAAAUUUCAGAAACUA